ACCUUCCUCCGCCUCUCUCGCUUCUACACGGCCAGAGCAGCCUCGCAGCAGCACCAAUGGCCGCAGCACUGCCCAAGCGCAUCAUCAAGGAGACGCAGCGCCUCGUCGCCGACUCGCCGCCAGGCAUCUCGGCAGAGCCGCACGACGACAACCUGCGCUACUUUGACGUCGUCAUCUCGGGCCCGGACUCGUCUCCCUUCGAGGGCGGCAAGUUCAAGCUCGAGCUGUUCCUCCCCGAAGACUACCCGAUGGCGCCGCCCAAAGUGCGCUUCCUCACCAAGAUCUACCACCCCAACAUCGACAAGCUCGGGCGCAUUUGCCUCGACAUCCUCAAGGACAAGUGGUCCCCGGCCCUCCAGAUCCGCACCGUCCUCCUCUCGAUCCAGGCCCUCCUCUCGGCGCCCAACCCGGACGACCCGCUGGCGAAUGACGUCGCGUCGCACUGGAAGGAGAACGAGAAGGACGCCAUGAGGGUCUCGCGCGAGUGGACCCAGAAGUACGCCGUCUGAGGCUCGGCCUCCCUCUCAUCUCUCGACCUUGACCUACACCCAUCCUCCUUCGCCUUUUCCCCUCCCACUCUCACUCUUUCGACGACCUCGCUUGGCCCUCUACGGUCCUCCCCCACCCCUUCCUUCCUUUUGUCUUGAUCUCCCUCGCCUCCCCCUCGUAGUACCUUCCUGACGCGCAAUACUAGAACCCCUCUCAUCCGCG
Molecule: messenger RNA, 711 nt
Organism: Rhodotorula graminis WP1
Lineage: Eukaryota; Fungi; Basidiomycota; Microbotryomycetes; Sporidiobolales; Sporidiobolaceae
Exons: 4
Coding region: 57-509 (150 amino acids)
Biological process (GO): protein K63-linked ubiquitination; DNA damage tolerance
Cellular component (GO): nucleus
Molecular function (GO): ubiquitin conjugating enzyme activity
Source: RefSeq, a predicted model, not a curated record